AUGCUUCGAGACUGCCUUGAUGGUUACGCCAGACACGGUGAGCGGGACAUGCUGAGUACGGCGGAGGAAGUGCUCAUGACCGCCGAGGAGCUGCUGCGCCGGAUCACCGAACUGGCCAUCCUGCACGAGCAGUCUGACGAGGCAUUCCUCGACUCGAUCGGUCGUCGAGGCAAACCUGGUACUUUCACGUCGGAUGUGGACGGUGGCUUGCUGGUGCAGGCCUUGCGCUCGCCGGAUUUCCGGGAGAAGGGCGGACUGACUCGUUGUCUGAUCUCGUCCAGGCUCUUGGUCUCCGGCCUCCUAGAGUCCGUGGUUGGGGAGCUGACAUGCUGGCGCUCUCAUCCCAGCGAGAGCGACCUCCAGGCCUGGAGGCGAUGGGACAAGACGUAUGAGCGCCUGGCUUCGCGCGUGGCCGCAGUGCAACAGGCAGAGAGUGCGAAGAGGGCCGUCCCCACAGCCGACCCCAAGGCAGUGCGAUGGCGUUGCCUUGAGGCCGCGCAGCAAUGCGAUGCAGCGGACGGCGUGCAGAUCACGGAAUGUUUUGCCGGCCGCACGGCGGCUUGUGCUCCCAUGUGUGGCUACGGGCAGACAAUGCCAAGUUGA
Molecule: messenger RNA, 603 nt
Organism: Symbiodinium sp. CCMP2592
Lineage: Eukaryota; Dinophyceae; Suessiales; Symbiodiniaceae
Source: the annotation of a GenBank genome assembly